Aspergillus alliaceus is the source of this 1819-nucleotide messenger RNA. Its product is annotated as aldo/keto reductase. Gene Ontology annotation, biological process: D-xylose catabolic process. Gene Ontology annotation, cellular component: cytosol. The record is from RefSeq and is a predicted model, not a curated record. The transcript is spliced from 2 exons. Gene Ontology annotation, molecular function: D-xylose reductase (NADPH) activity. Bases 352 to 1389 code for a protein of 345 amino acids. Lineage: Eukaryota; Fungi; Ascomycota; Eurotiomycetes; Eurotiales; Aspergillaceae.
AGCUGGCUAUUUACCCGGCGAGUGUCAUUUAGCCGGAAUUGUAUAUCCUCAAAAGUCUCAACCAUCACUUUAGCCUCAAGACAGUUGCCAUUCCUCCUCAUAUGACUGGCUUCAUCGGCCCGACAGGUCUGGAUCAGGUCAUAUUUAUCCUGAGUGGGUAUGGCGGUACUCCAGAAAAGGAAUUGGGAAGGAGGUACGCAGAGAUAAUUCCCAGAGGAUGAUUUAUGCCCCUCCUUUUCUUUUUCUGCGGAGGUCUUCCUCAUUCUCUUCUCCUUUUUUCUUCUUCAUCCUCAAUUAGAAGCGUUCUAUUAUUCUCCUUUCGGAGAGUAACUCUAAGACACAAUAACCAAAAUGGCUUCCCCCACCGUUAAGCUGAACAGCGGAUAUGACAUGCCACUCGUGGGCUUUGGCCUCUGGAAGGUGAACAACGACACAUGCGCAGACCAGAUUUACCACGCCAUAAAGGCUGGAUACCGUCUCUUUGACGGCGCAUGCGACUACGGUAACGAGGUCGAAGCUGGCAGGGGUAUCGCUCGCGCCAUCGAGGAGGGUAUCGUUAAGCGUGAAGAGCUCUUCAUCGUGUCCAAGCUUUGGAACAGCUUCCACGAAGGUGACCGCGUUGAGCCCAUCUGCCGGAAGCAGUUGGCCGACUGGGGCAUCGACUACUUCGACCUGUACAUGGUGCACUUCCCCAUUGCCCUGAAGUACGUUGACCCGGCCGUCCGCUACCCUCCCGGAUGGUCUUCGGAGAACGACAAGCUGGAAUUCAGCAAUGCUACCAUCCAGGAGACCUGGACAGCGAUGGAGUCGCUGGUCGACAAGAAGUUUACCCGCAGCAUCGGCGUUAGCAACUUCAGUGCUCAGCUGCUCAUGGAUCUCCUCCGGUAUGCGCGCGUCCGUCCCGCAACCCUCCAGGUUGAACACCACCCCUACCUCACUCAGACUCGUUUGGUAGAGUAUGCCCAGAAGGAGGGCAUCACGGUCACUGCGUACUCGUCUUUCGGACCUCUGAGCUUCCUCGAGUUGGAUGUGAAGAAUGCUGUGGAUACGCCUCCGUUGUUCGAGCACAACACUAUCAAGAGUCUGGCCGAGAAGUACGGGAAGACUCCUGCUCAGGUGCUGCUGCGCUGGGCCACCCAGCGCGGUAUUGCUGUCAUUCCGAAGAGCAACGACCCCACUCGUCUGUCGCAGAACCUGGAGGUCACUGGGUGGGAUCUGGAGAAGACCGAGUUGGAGGCGAUCAGCUCGUUGGACAAGGGCUUGCGGUUCAAUGACCCACUUGGAGUAAGUCUUUCCUCGAUACUCGUAUGCCUUCUUUUGCAUAUUCUAACUUGGCUUAGUACGGACUUUACGUUCCAAUCUUCUAAAGUAGUGAAAGAUGUGUGGUGACUUGCGAAUAAAAAUGUAUAUGGCAUAUGAGUGCAUAGUUAUGAUACACCCAACGAUAUAAAGAUCGUUCGCUGUCUAGUGCAGUACCUACUAUUCCUAUACUGCAAAACCCAGAAGGAGCAGAGUACAAGUGAGGGUGCUUCUUUGGCAGAACUAUACCCAUUUACUGGGCUGCUUCACUCCAACUGUACCGCGAACAAUUGAAUGGGGUUGAAUAUUCAUGAAACCAACUUGAUAUAAAAAUCCAUUUUAGAAAUAGUAUUCCCGAAUUCCAGGAGAAAAUAAACUCCUCUACAGAAUAGUAGUAAAUGUAUACGUCUCCAACAAGCCCCAAUAAAACCAGGGGACAUAGUUGAGGUCGACUUCUAAAAGUGGGUCUGCCACUUUCGGAAUGGAAUAAUAUUGUCCCAGAAGUGGCAGGAGGUCUGUG